AUGGCCGACAGCAGACUGACAGAGGAAACACCGGUGGAUGCCGGGCAGCAAAAUAUCGGUUCGAGUGUGACUCGCACCGAUGAAAGGAGUGUAAACACCGACCAGAUACCCUCUCACGAAGUGACAUCCGACCUUCGAAGCGUCUUGGUUACGAGCGUUUUGAACUUAGAAAAACUCGACACAGACUUAUACAGGGGAAAGCACCACUGGGUACCCCGUACACAGCGUCUGUUUGGAGGUCAGAUUGUGGGACAGGCAUUGGUUGCUGCUGCCAAGUCUGUCAGUGAGAACGUCUUUGCCCAUUCCCUGCACUGUUACUUUGUACGAGCAGGAGACCCCAAGGUACCGGUGCUGUACCAGGUGGAUCGGACCCGGGAUGGACGGAGCUUUUCGGUGCGCUCCGUGAAGGCCAUCCAGCAUGGGCAGCCCAUUCUGAUCUGUCAGGCCUCCUUCCACAUGCAGCAGCCCAGUCCCCUGCAGCACCAGUUCACUAUGCCUACCGUGCCCCCUCCUGAAGACCUGCUGACAGUGGAGGAGCUCAUCCAGCAGUACCUAAGUAAUCCAAAUCUGGCUGAGAAUGCCAAGCAAGGGCUCAACAAGCUCUUGGCUGAUGAGGUUCCCAUAGAGAUCAAACCAGUGAACCCACCAGAUUUUUCCAGACGUGUUGCCAUGGAACCAAAGAAGCUGUUCUGGGUUCGUGCCAGAGGGCAUAUCGGUGAAGGAAACAUGAAGCUGCACUGCUGCGUUGCUGCCUAUGUUUCAGACUACUCCUUCCUGGGCACAGCGCUGCUUCCUUACCCAAACCACCGGGCUCAGUUCUCGGCAUCCCUGGACCACGCCAUGUGGUUCCACAGCACGUUCCGAGCAGACCACUGGAUGCUGUACGAAUGUGAUAGCCCAUGGGCGGGGGGCAGCAGAGGAUUGGUUCAGGGCCGGCUGUGGAGACAAGACGGGGUGCUGGCUGCCUCCUGUGCGCAAGAGGGGGUGCUGAGAGUCCGUGCCUUGACAGAGAGUAAACUGUAGAAGCAGACUGACAGAUACCGUGGGCUCCGUGCAGGUGCAGAGGUCAGGCUCGGCAGGAUUUGUGAUCAGAAUGCACUAUGUCACCAUGUGAAGGAGAGCCUUCACCACCUCUCCCUUGAACCGCAGCCUGCAUCCGGAUACUCAUACUUCCAUACUAUAUAGUAUGCAAAAAGCAGUGCGUCACAAUCCGUAGGGUGUCCGAAUACUUAGUAGGCAUUUAAUAGUAGUCAAAUGGUACCCGGAUGACCUACUACUUCCGUUGAAAUUUUGAAGUAUGCAAAUGUACCACACUAGGCUAUCCCAUAAGUCAGCUGGAGCCCGAAUAACCGAAGAAGAAGAAUUCCCCAGGAAAAAAAGAAAGAAGAUGGUGGUGUUGUCAACUUGGUUAAGCUAAAAAAUCAAUUGGCUUGUUACAUAACGUUAGCUUUUCGUUUUACCUCAGGUUGACAGUCAGCUAAGUAAAGCAGACUGAUUUUUAAAACAUGUAAACA
Megalops cyprinoides (Indo-Pacific tarpon) is the source of this 1514-nucleotide messenger RNA. RefSeq names its product acyl-CoA thioesterase 8 (gene acot8). NCBI's taxonomy places the organism in Eukaryota, Metazoa, Chordata, Actinopteri, Elopiformes, Megalopidae. The coding region runs from base 1 to 1023 and encodes 340 amino acids. Gene Ontology annotation, biological process: acyl-CoA metabolic process; fatty acid catabolic process. Gene Ontology annotation, molecular function: fatty acyl-CoA hydrolase activity. Gene Ontology annotation, cellular component: peroxisomal matrix. The record is from RefSeq and is a predicted model, not a curated record. The transcript is spliced from 6 exons.